AAUGAAGGCUGAAUUUCCGUUGGGCGGUCACGACCCCUCUGCAACUUCCACGCAUCUUGCCGCACCUCGAGCACGAUGGACAUACUUACCACUGAAGAAGAGAAACAACAGAAGGCGACGAUGAGCUCACUGCGUAGAUGGCUUUUGCUGGUCUUAUUUUGCAUUGCUCAGUUCCUUGAAACCUAUAAUUCUUCCGCGAUCUUCGUGGCGUUGCCGUCUGUCAUAAAUGAGCUCAAGAUGAACGCAGAGGAAAACCCAUGGCUAAUAGCGGCGUAUCAACUCACAUUCGCUUCGUUGUUGCUCGUCAGUGGUAGAAUAAGCGAUGUUUACAACCCUAAGACGGUUUUUCUCUUUGGGAACACCGUCUUUGGUAUACUGUCUCUUGCAUGUGGAUUCAUACGAAACUCCAUAGGCCUACUGAUCUUUCGUGCAGUCACUGGUAUGGGUGCAUCCCUAACUAUUCCAUCAGCACUACACCUAAUCGUACGCCAUUUUCCCGAAAAAAAUGAACAAGCUCGAGCGGUGACUGUGUUCGGCGCGAUGGCUGCUUUGGGAAAUGUGCUAGGACUUAUAUUUGGAGCACUUUUACUCGACCUGGGGACGUGGAGAUGGGUGUUUUGGAUCGGAGGCAUUGUUGGGCUUCCCGUCUCUGUCUGCUGUGCCAUCGCUAUCCCCAAUGAUACAUCACAUAGACCCAAGGGUGCAAAACGUGGAAGCAUUGAUUUGGUCGGUGUCACUACCAUCACAUCCGCUCUUAUAUUACUGAUUUUCGCCGUUACUUCUGGAUCGACGUAUGGAUGGGGUACUGCAACAUUCAUUGCUCCACUGAUUAUAUCGUUGUUCCUCAUCGUCGGUUUUUUCCUAUGGGAACGUACCGUAGCAGAAGGCCAGGCAGCAGUACCUCCGAGAAUGUGGAGAUACCCCAACUUUGUUAUUCUGACGGUUGCAGCAAUCGUACCCUUCUUCUGGUUUUCAUCGACAUUCUACCAGCUCACAUCUUACUGGCAAGAAACACUUCAUUGGUCGCCACUAUCUGCUGCUGUACAUUUCCUCCCUCUAGGACUCGUGGUCAUCUUCGUCAUACCGCUCACGAGCAACCUGCCCAACAUCAUAUCGCCCAAGCUGAUCAUCAUUGCAGGGUAUAUCCUAAUGGCAAUAGGGACGAUACUGCUUACGUUUGGGAAUGGGGGAGAUCGGUAUUGGUCGAUUUGUUUUCCGGCUUUCAUUAUUGGCCCCAUCGGCGUCACGCUCGUUUUUUCUUGUACAAACAUCGUCAUCUUCCGCAGUGCACCUGCAGAAGAAGCCGGCACAGUGGGUGCCAUCUUCAACUCGUCUCUCCAGCUAGGAACAGCCAUCGGCGUGCCCAUCAUAUCCGCCAUUCAAUCCAAUAUACAAAAUCACUCGGGCGCUGCCGAUAAUGACUUCAAGGGACAGCAAUUCGCAUUCUGGUUUUUGCUCGGGUUGGAAGGGGUGGAGAUUUUGGCUACUCUUGUCUUUUACAGGACGUCGAAGAGUUUGCCGGUACAGGAGGGAGGCGAUGCGUUGGUGCAGGCGCCUGUGGAGGAGGAGGUGCCGUUGGCUGUGACGUCGACGCGGCAGUCGCAGUCUAGCAAGUAGUCUAUAUGGUUUGUUGUUUUCUCGAUUUGGACUUACGCGCGCAUUUCGUAUUAUGUUUUCUACUCAAAAUUCCUCGGAUCUCAAAUUCUCUAAUCAGGCCCUUGUCCAGUCGUAAUGUUCUUGUGUACUCUCGCAUUAAUUUGCAUGCAUUGUCCCAAUAGACUUGCUUUUGCGUU
This is a messenger RNA of Serpula lacrymans var. lacrymans S7.9, 1793 nucleotides long. RefSeq lists its product as uncharacterized. The record is from RefSeq and is a predicted model, not a curated record. Gene Ontology annotation, biological process: transmembrane transport. Bases 76 to 1617 code for a protein of 513 amino acids. Lineage: Eukaryota; Fungi; Basidiomycota; Agaricomycetes; Boletales; Serpulaceae. The transcript is spliced from 9 exons. Gene Ontology annotation, cellular component: membrane. Gene Ontology annotation, molecular function: transmembrane transporter activity.